AUGAGCGGCAUUGACGCGGCCAUUUGCCGUGCAGAGGAGAAUUACUGGGAGAACCUUGUGCUGAGACGGAAGGCGUGCAAGGGAACUUUGUACCCGCCACCAGCAUCCAUGACAGAUGUCGUAAUGAAAACUCUCGUCCUCAUCCCCACGUACCCAUGCCCGGCGAAUGAGCGCAUUGGGGAGUGGGGGGACGGUGGAAAGUGGACUUGCCUGCUGCCAGGCGCCAUUCAGAAGGAGCCUGUCGUGUACAGCAUUGGGAGCUUCGGGCAGUACUCAUUCGAAGACUCUAUCCACAAGAUUCUGCAUGUGCAGCCACACACGUUCGACCCGUUCCUCGUUCCCGCCACCGCAGCCCGCAUGCAAAACGUCUCUUGCCUCCACUUCCACCCCAUCGGCCUGUCUGCUGCCUCCGAGCUCCAAAACUACACCGCCAAGUUCCCUACCAUGCAGUUCAUGACUCUGGGAGGGAUCAUGCAGCUUCUCAACCAUACAUAUGUUGACGUUUUCAAGAUUGACUGCGAGGGGUGCGAGGAGGCGCUGAUUCCGGAGAUCGGGGCGGCGAAUGGGAAUGCGGCUUCGCAGCUGAGCGUGCACGGGGGGACGCUGCCGUUUGGGCAGAUCUUGGUCGAGUUUCACAA
Molecule: messenger RNA, 638 nt
Organism: Closterium sp. Naga37s-1
Lineage: Eukaryota; Viridiplantae; Streptophyta; Zygnematophyceae; Desmidiales; Closteriaceae
Source: the annotation of a GenBank genome assembly